UGUGUGUGUGCGCGCGCGGUAUGCAUUUAAACAUAGUUUUGGCAGGCAGAAACGUCAAACCGUCGCGGAGUGGCGAAGCGCGAGGAUCGCUUUGCAAAUUUCGCGCGAAGAGAGAGAAAAGAUUUUCCACGUUCGCCAAGCUCUCGCGUCUUGUCAUCGACGUCGCGCCGAGAAGAAUUCACAACGGACGUCUGGAAAAGUCGCGAAAAAUUUUAUUCUUUUCUAUAGAGCAGUCACGAAAUUAAAUUUGACUUUUGACAGAGGUAGAUAGAUGGAGGGAGAGCUAUGAAAGGUACAUCGGUGAAGUACGACAAGGAGAAUCGACGGCCGACAGCGACGAUGCAACGACCGGUCGACGAGAACACGGCCGACGACGUCCGGCAGGAAGAUGUGAUGUCAGCGGGCAAUAAAAACGCGGAUGAGGUCGUGAACGAUGCGUUGUUGGAGAAGCUCCGAACUUACGCGGCUAAACCGCAGGAAGCGGGCGACGCGCUCAGGGCGAUCGCGGCCAAGAUUCACGCGCGUGUCACCUCAGCAGAUCGGCGGAUACGCGAGCGCACGUUGGAAAAGCUCUGGCGCAAGAAUUCCGGUGUGAUGGAAUCGUUCAUUAUGACUCUAGAGAAUUGCAAGGACAACGUUGCUAAUUGCAGUAUCGCCGGCAUACUGCACGAAUGUAUAUCGCCCCGAAUGAUCAAGGGCAAAUCCAAGGAGAGAGGGAGCAAGAAUCGAAAUGCCUCCACAAGAACCAGUAGCCGAAUGGCGGUCAUUCAACUGAUCAACUUAGGUAUCACGCAAGUCCUAGUUAAACUUUUAAUAAAUCUGCAACACGCAGAUACUAUCAUGAGCGAAGUACUCACUCAAGACAUCCUCUGGAUUUUGGGACAGGUGGCUCAAAGGGACCAGAAAUUUGUGUCAAAAAUAAAACUGCUCAACUCCAUAAAAGUGUUCCAUGCGCUGUUAAAACAGCAUUACAAUAACAGCAAGACGUUAUUGCCGCUGUUGUUGAUCAUCAAAACUCUUGCUAAAAACUCUUUUUUCUUGCAAACACUAGUAAAGGACGGAAUCACUGGUACUUUGGAGAAAACGUUUGUUAGUAUCGGUUAUACGCCACAUUUGAAAUUGAAAACAUUAUUGGAGUGUUUCAAACAUUUAACGACAAAUAAACUAUGCUGCAACAAAUUCAUUAAGGCGGGAAUGGUACACCUACUUAUGCGAAUCUUCGAGAGGUGGGAGAGAUUCGAUGGACAGAUACGCUUAAAGAUUUGUAAUUACGCUCUGAAUACGCUUCAGCAUCUUUGCGUAAUAAAAGCUGGAAGGAAGGCUAUCAAGUCGAACAAUGGCCUACAGCUACUAUACCGGUUCUGCACGAACUGCCCAGAGGACAAAGCUUAUGACUGCUUGCUGUCGCGUAUUUGCGGGAUCAUCAAUCAGUGUCAGGAGAAGAAGGAAUUACCGGUGCCCGAAAUGUCGCCCGCGAGAUUCGUUCUGCCCGAAGUGAAUGUCAACAGGGCGAACAGUGUUGAAAGUGGUAGCGACAUCGACAGCCAGGCAAACAGCGUGGCUUCGGCUGGUAGACUGUAUAGCGAUCUCGAUUCCGGGGAUGACGAGGAGAGCCACGAUUCCAGAGAUACAAUGGACAAUGAGAUUCACGUGGGCGACGAGGUGGAUGAGAACAAAUUUUUUGCCGGGGUUUUUACCUCGCAGAGAUCCGAGGAGGAUCUUGCUGGAUACCAUACGUUCUUCAAGGAGCUGGGAAAUUUGCAAUCGCAAUUAAACAUCGUCGGAUCGUCGAACGUCAAGCUAAUUGAUCUUUGUUUGGUGAACGACGUUCGGAUAAACUUGCCGCUCGCGAAAGCGGGAAAGGCAAAGAGCUCAAUCAAGGACUUUUCGAGAUCUAACGGUACGACGAAGGGUCAAUUGGUGAACGGCACGCACAGUUUGAAGGUCCUAAAAGACAUACCGGCGAACAUCACGGAUCGGCACGUGUAUUGCGCCGUGGCGAACAGAGUGAGGAGCGUUAUCGGUUUCGUCAAGGUCGCCUAUCCGGACCUGAUCGGCGGCGACGGACUGGGAAAAGCUGAGCCGCUCAACACUAAGGACAGGAAGGUUUGCCGCGCGAAAUUGCUGACCUGCGUGGAACGCGGUCUCCACGCCGCCGCCACCAUCCAGGAAGUUGUUUAUGACCUCGAUGCACUCGCAAACUCCGCUUCCCGGGCGACGUUGGGCGACAAGCGGCUGUUUGGUAACUGGGACGAGAGGAGGAUCGGCAAGCGCACUUUAGACACGAAACAGUUGCAAUUCGAGUCCAGAUUCGAAAGCGGUAAUCUGAGGAAAGCUAUUCAGAUAGGUCCACGAGAAUAUGAUCUUAUCUUGACGCCGGAUGUCAAUAGCGGUUCCAGACAUCAGUGGUUCUACUUCGAGGUCUCCGGCAUGGAGGCGAAUGCAUCGUACACGUUUAAUAUAAUCAACUGCGAGAAAACGAACUCGCAAUUUAACUUCGGUAUGAAGCCGAUACUGUUCAGCGUCACAGAGGCGCGGUGCGGUAGGCCAGGUUGGGUGAGGACCGGCGUUGACAUUUGUUACUAUCGAAAUUGUUAUCAACGAUCCACCAAGGGAAAAACGUACUUCACGACGUCCUUCACCGUUACGUUUCCGCACGCUUACGACAUUUGCUAUCUGGCGUAUCAUUUUCCGUACACGUACAGCCGGCUGAUGACCAACAUCUGGAAGUGGACGAGGAGAGUCUCCGGAGCGAACGUGUAUUUUCGUGCGGAAACACUCUGCGAGACUUUAAACGGCAAUGAGAAUCCUGUGCUCACCAUUACGUCACCGGAUUCCAAGAGCAAUCCUAUACACACACGAAAGAUGAUCUUCUUAACGUCCAGAGUACACCCCGGUGAAAGCAACGCUUCUUGGGUGAUGCACGGAACGAUGGAGGCCCUCUUAAGUGACAACCAGUACGCCAGCAGCUUACGCGACGAUUAUGUGUUCAAAAUAAUUCCUAUGCUAAAUAUAGAAGGUGUCGUGAACGGCUGCAAUCGAUACGGUCUGACGAACGAGGAUCUGAAUCGACGCUGGAGCAGUCCCAAUCGGACGUAUCAUCCGGUGAUCUAUCACACGAAGGGCCUGAUGGAGUAUUGCGCCAGGGUGCUGCAGCGACCGCCCCACGUUUUCGUCGACUAUCACGGCCAUUCGCGGAGGAAGAACGUGUUUCUGUUCGGUUGUUCAAGGUCGGGUUCCUGGAGCGCCGCGGACAGGACGAAACCGGACCAGCCGGUGCAGUAUUUGAUGUUACCGCAUCUCAUGCAGAGAACCUCGCCGGCUUUCGCUUUGCCGCUCUGCUCCUUCAAGGUCGAGAGGAACAAGGAAUCUACCGCCAGGGUCGCUAUAUGGCGGCAGUUGGGUAUUCCGAGAAGUUACACGAUGGAAAGCAGUUUUUGUGGAUGCGAUCAAGGCGUAUUGGCGGGAUUACAUCUCGACACAGAACACCUCAAAGCCAUCGGGAGAGACUUCUGCCAAGCUUUAUCCAUGAUGAAGGACGGCGAUGACGAUUGGGCGAAAGAAAAAAUUCCCAUGGAGAAACAUAUUCCCGUGGAAUCAAGAUGUAUGGACAACGACAUAUCUUCCAGUAGUGAAUCCAAUGAUUCCGACUUCGAGACUUAAUUAGGCGACUGCACUUUAGUCUCAAGUAUCAUCUGCAGCUGUUUUAACAACAAAAUUCAUAUUACAAAUAUUUACUCUCGUAUACUUCUUUGUAUUAAAUUUAAAAUUUAAUACAAAAAUUACUUCUAUUUCGAAUAAAAUAAUAGUAUGAUACAAAGCAAUAUUUCACUGCACAAAGAUAAAUAUUUUAAACAUUUAUAUUUAAAACUGGUAACAAACAUUUAAAGCUCUUCUCUAUAAAAAUACUAUCUACAUAUCGUAAACUCUAUUUGUACAUAUUUUGGAAAUCAAUAUUUCGCAAAUUAAGUUCUAUGAUAAACGAGAUUAUGUUCGCUGUAGAUUUAAUGCGUGAUUUAAAAUACGUAAAUGCUAUUUUAAGUUAGUAUGGUCGCGUACUAUUCAGCACGGAAAUAAAAUUCUCGUAAAUUGCAAAUAUAUCACAAAAUCACUAUCUAAAGUGAUGAAACAAUGAUAUUUAGAAAGCUUUACAUUACAGCUUACAUUUUUGAAAAAUUUAAAUCAUCUCUUAAAUAAAACAGGUUUAAAUAAUACCAAAGAUAAAGGGAACUGUGUCAUUCCCUAUAACAUGAUACCUCGUUCUAUUAUACUUUGUAUACAUAACAUAUGAUUAUAUAAAUAUAGGAAAUAAACAUUAAUGCUGUGGUUCCCUGAUAAGUUUAUAAGACCUUGUCCUAAAACUUCCUAAAACAAUUAUUUGCGUUCUACGGAUUAUCCUUUUCGAUAAGAUUUUUACACGCGUAUCAAUAAUCUAAUUGCUAUAAAUUAUAGCUAAUUGUAAGUUUUGUGAUUUUUGGCUAUUAUUACGUUGCGC
Molecule: messenger RNA, 4495 nt
Organism: Wasmannia auropunctata (little fire ant)
Lineage: Eukaryota; Metazoa; Arthropoda; Insecta; Hymenoptera; Formicidae
Product: cytosolic carboxypeptidase 1-like
Exons: 18
Coding region: 286-3663 (1125 amino acids)
Biological process (GO): proteolysis; protein side chain deglutamylation; C-terminal protein deglutamylation
Molecular function (GO): zinc ion binding; metallocarboxypeptidase activity
Source: RefSeq, a predicted model, not a curated record